This is a messenger RNA of Mytilus californianus (California mussel), 6514 nucleotides long. RefSeq names its product gamma-tubulin complex component 3 homolog. NCBI's taxonomy places the organism in Eukaryota, Metazoa, Mollusca, Bivalvia, Mytilida, Mytilidae. The record is from RefSeq and is a predicted model, not a curated record. Bases 57 to 2777 code for a protein of 906 amino acids. Gene Ontology annotation, cellular component: centrosome; spindle pole; equatorial microtubule organizing center. The transcript is spliced from 26 exons. Gene Ontology annotation, molecular function: gamma-tubulin binding; microtubule minus-end binding. Gene Ontology annotation, biological process: mitotic cell cycle; microtubule nucleation; spindle assembly.
GUAGCGCGGCAAAACAAUUCUCUUGCAAAUGGUCAAUAUCUGGCACUUUUUGUGCUAUGGAUAGGAGGGGCACAAAUGAAACUGAGACAUUAUUGUUACAGAAACUUUGUUGUAAAAUAACAGGGCUUUCUGAGGAUGUUAUUUUACCAGUUCUUCAGCAUGCAUUAAGGAUAGUUGGAAGCAAAGUUGAUCCAUUAGUUGAAAGUGAUGAAAUACAGGUUGCAGAAAGAAUUAAAAGGAGAUUGGUCAGAAGAGGAAGGGAAAGUGAUGCUGCUGUAUUCUCUGAUCUUCAUAGAAAACUUCAGUCACAGGGUGUGUUAAGAAAUAGAUGGUCUAUCCUACAUUUAUUAUUGUCAUUAGCCGACAGUGCACCUAAAUUAGACAAUGAAACCAGCAGGAGUGGACUUGGAAGUUCCGUAUUUGGAGUUGGAUUACCCACUCAUGCUACAUCAACACCAUUCAAUCCUGCUCUACGUCACCUGCAGCACCCUACUCCAGGUAGUAGAGAUGUAACCUCACUGCAUUCGAUCACACACUCCUCUGGCAGCAGUGGUAUUAGUAGUAUACGCAGUGAUAUAAACAGUAAUGAUCCAACGCCUAUACCACAGUCAUUUUUACCUGUGACAACUUUCACCCAUGUAGACCCAGACAGAAAUAGUAGAAGUACAGGCAUGAGAUUAGCUUCCACACUUACUGACAGAGGUACAGAAUCAGCAUUAAUGCCAAGAGGUGCUAGAACAGUUAUAGAAUCAGGGAUACCUAUUAACAGGGGAGAUAAUACCUCUUAUGAAUUGCCAGAAUCAGAGUUAAUCAAAGAUAUUGUUUAUACCUUCCAAGGAAUUGAUGGAAAAUGGAUAAAAUUUGAUCCGUCCAAAGAUGCAUACAGAAUAGAUUCACAGGCUGGAAUUCCAAAAGCUGUAAGACAGUUAGUAGGUAAACUAGCAGAAUGUGGUUGGUUGUUUAAAAAGAUAAAAAGUUAUGUGGAGACCAAAACUGUUGAUAAAACAUUUGGUCUUGUUGGACAGAGCUUUUGUGCAUCAUUACAUCAAGAACUUACAGAAUACUACAGAUUGAUAGCUGUAUUAGAAUCACAGCUACACCAAGAAUUGGACCAAGGAAUAGGUCUUGGUUUCACUGGUCUCUCAUUACGACAGCUGUUUGUUUGGACAUUUGAUCCCUUACACAGACUUAAAACUCUAGCAACCGUGGUGGAUGGUUGCAAAGGUAAAAAAGGUGGAGCUUUGUCAUCUUCAGUUUAUUCCUAUAUGUUACAUGGAGAUCCAUUUAUUGCAUCACUCAUUAAACAUAUUUUAACCAUGGUUGCCCAGCCAAUUUACUGUACACUUGUAAGGUGGAUAUAUGAUGGUGAAUUAGAAGAUACUCAUGAUGAGUUCUUUGUAGCCUCUGACCCUACCGUGAAGAAUGACAGACUAUGGCAUGAUAAAUACAGUCUGAGGAAAUCAAUGAUUCCUAACUUUGUAACUACAGACCAAGCCAGAAGGAUCCUGCUGACUGGAAAAUCAAUUAAUUAUCUACGCCAAGUAUGUAAAGACACAGCUCCUAUUAAAGGGAGAGAAAAAAGUAUUGAAAUAGACAGAAAUAAUGCCUAUGUUAUGUUCAUGCAAGAUACAACCACAGAGUUCCAGAAUAUAAUUGAUGAGGCUUACAAAGAUACUAGUCUUCAUCUUCUAGAUGUUUUACAUGAAAAAUAUAAAUUCUUAGAUCACUUGAAGGCAAUGAGAAGAUACCUUCUUCUGGGCCAAGGUGACUUCAUAAGACAUUUAAUGGAUUUAUUAGAAGAAGAUUUAGCUAAGCCAGCAGGUAACUUAUAUCUACACAACUUAACAGGAAUACUAGAGACAGCAAUCAGAGCCACAAAUGCUCAGUUUGAUGAUUCUGAUAUUCUGAAGAGACUUGAUGUUCGCUUGUUGGAGGUAUCCCCAGGAGAUACAGGCUGGGAUGUUUUCAGUUUAGAUUAUCAUGUUGAUGGUCCUAUUAGAACUGUUUUUACUCCAGAAUGCAUCAUCAUGUAUUUACGUGUGUUCAACUUUCUAUGGAGAGCUAAAAGGAUGGAAUAUAUUCUUGCCAUGAUCUGGAAAAACCAAAUAUCAAAUGCUCGUAUGCUCAGAGCCAUACCAGAAUUGACGGGUAUUCUGCAUCAAUGCCAUGUUUUAGCUGCAGAAAUGGUCCAUUUUAUACAACAAGUACAGUAUUAUAUUAAUUUUGAAGUUUUAGAGUGUACUUGGGAUGAACUAUUAACCAAAGUGAAAGAAGCCGAAGAUUUAGAUUACAUUAUAGCAGCUCACCAGAAAUUCUUAGAUACAAUCACUGCCAGAUGUCUAUUGGAUGAACAAUCCAGGGAAAUUCUUACUCAAUUAAGAACAAUAUUUGAUCUAGUAAUUGAGUUCCAAGCUGCACAAGAUAAUUUUUAUUCAGAAGCAACACAAGAAUUAGAUAUUAGGAGACGUUAUGAACACAGACGGGAGCGCAGAUCAAAAGAGGGAGAUUGGGAAGUGACUGAUGAUGAGGAGGAGGAAGAACAAUUAAGACGAAUUAGUUUUCUGAAACAAAUUAUCCCUUCUACGAGAGCAAGGCUAACAGUACUGUCUCAGUCUUACCAGGAUAUGGUGAAGCAGUUCUUAGUGAUGGUGACAACGCACCAGGAUGUUAGUUUACGAUUCCUAAGUUUCCGUCUAGACUUUAAUGAGCAUUACAAAUCAAAGGAACCAAAGCUACAAAGCCCCUUUAUGUAUAGAGGCUUGAGACAUGUCACAUAAUAUUAUAGAUAUUUAUAUAUUUUUAAUACUUAGUGCUGGGUACUGUUCACUUAAGAUUGUAAGAGUUACAUAACUGGUCAUUAUAUACAUGUAUGUAAUUACUGUGUUUAUGCAAAAAGUUGUAUUUCUGCCAUAAUUCCAUCUUGAAUGCAACCAGAUUGUUUAUAUCUUGACUUGUUAAGAAAUUUCAGAUGAAUAAAUAGUUACAUUUACUAUCGUAAUGACAAAUACCUAAUUGUUAGGUACAUAUAUGAUUUGAAUAAUUAUCCUUGGUGAAUAAUUAUCAAUUGAAAGAGUUCCUUCCCAAUGAAAUGCAAUCUGUAUUUCAGAGACGAUAAAAUGUAGCUUUUAGUAUUUAUUUGAGAAAUUUUUAAUAAAAACAAGUCAGAAUCUCUCAAGCGCUGUCUUUCUGACUUUCCACUAAUUAUUUGUAUUUGAGAGUGUCUUACGUUUUGUGCCUUUGAGUUGCCAUUAACAAUUAUGUCUCUUGUCAGAUUUUGAUUGUUUUAUUGUUUAUUUAUGAUAAGAUUUACUUGUUAAGAAUAAGAAGGAUAUAUCAUUUAUGGCCUUUUUCUUUCAUCGAUAUUGAACUUUAUCUUUUUGUGGAGGAUGUUACAGAAUGCCUUUUUUGCUUUUGGUUUAAAUGAUUUUCACAAACCAGUAUUUUUUUCCAGAUCUUUUGAUAAAAAUAACCCUGUUAAAUAUAUGAACAGAAAAUAAAAUAUUCACAAAAAUACAAUGUUUCCAAAGUUCAUGAAAAUUAGUACCCACACAAGAUAAAUGAAUAAACAGUAGUUUUUGUCUUGCCUUGACGGAGUCAAAAAAUGAGACGGGAGGUGUCAACAAUAUAUAAGUUUGUUAUUAGUUCUAGUUUAUGGUGAACCACUAGUGGUAGGUCAAUGAUAGUUGGUAUGCAGUUGUAUAAGCAUUGGCAUAUCUCAUUUCCAUGGAGAUUGUUUGGCCCCACACCCUCAGUCAUGGUCUAUUGACUUUGAAACUUUUGUUUAUUUUACAUGUAUUAGUUUGUGAUUAGCUCAAUUUAAGGGGAGCCAUUAGUGGUAGGUCAAUGAUAAUUGGUAUGCAGUUGUACAAGCAUUUGCACAUUUCAUUUCCAUGAAGAAUAUUAGCUCCUUACGCCUCAGUCAACGUCUAUUGACAUUGAAUCUUUUGCUUAGUUUACAUGUAUUAGUUUGUGAUUCGAUCAGAUUAAGAUUCACUUAAGUCAAUGAUAUUUGUUAUGCAAAUGUAUAGGCAUUUGCAAGUCUCAUUUCCAUGGAGAUUAUAUAGCCCAAACCCCUCAUCAUGGUUCAUUGACUUUGAAACUUUUAAAUAGUUUACAAGUUAAUGUUUGUGUUAAGGUUUGUUUAGAGGGAAUGUAUUAUGAUAAGUCAAUGGUAUUUGGUAUGCAGUUGUAUAAGCAUUGUACAUCUAAUUUCCAUUGACCUUUACAUUCAGUCAUGGUUCAUUGACUUUGACUAUUUGCAUAACUUACAUGUUUAAGUAUUACUAGUUUAAUUUCAACAUUUGCAUUAUCAAAAUAACAAAAAGGCUAGACAUAUCUCUGUAUUAACAGUAUUAUUUAAAAAUUACCAUGAACAUAUAUUCAAACGAAUUUUUCAUUUAUAUUUUACAGUGUUAAAAGAAUGAUAUCAUCUGAAAGUAAAUUUUUAGAACAAAUUGAAAAUCAAACGUAUACUUAUAAUAGCAUUGAAAGAAUAUUGGUAUAAGUUCAUAAAUCUUGUUUAAGAGUAUCCGGUUUCUAAAAUGGUUGUACAUGAGUAAGAUAAACAAUAAGUGGAAUUGGUUGUAUUGUUUCAGAUAUAUGGCAGUGCAUAAGUAGGUGAUUAAUACAAAAUAGCAAAUUGCAGAACUAGAGUUUAAUGUUUUGGAAAUGUAAUAUUAUUGACAUCUUUAUAGAUUUAUAUUUUUGUUAUGUUCCCUGCAACAAAUGAUACUGUUUGGAAUAAAAGCAAUGGAAUACACAAUUUAUAGGAAGCUUUUCAAGGGGCAUAAGAGAGAUGCAAACCAUACCUUGUAAAUUGACAUCUAAUGAUCUGAAGUAUUUGUAAGGUAUAUGACCAUUGAAUUUAAUUUCAUGGUUUCAUAAUGGUAUAAGAUCUGUGUCAAGUUUUCAUAAGGCUUUUAUUUCUCAAAAGUAAUAAUACCUACACCAAUAGGAUUAAGUCAUUAGAUGUUUAACUGGUUGAUCUGUCAGAUAUGUUGCAUUUUACCUCUUCAUUAUAAACUUACAGAUAAUAUUUGCAUCAUUGUAUUUAUGAUUAGACCAGUUACUUAUCUCAUACCAAGAAUAGUUCUUUAAUAUUUUCACUCUAUACGAAUUUACAAGACUAAAUUCACCUUAAAAAAACUUUUCUUUUCUAUCUGAAAUAUUGGAAUACAGAAAAUGUUAAACUAAGUUAGUAUUUUUUUUUAUAUUUGGACAAUUUGUGAGUCAUUGUAGAAAUAACCCAUCAAAUCAUAGAAGAAAUAACCAAUCAAAUCAUAGAAGAAAUAUCCAAUCGAAUCAUAGUAGAAAUAACCCACCAAAUUGUAGUGGAAAUGACCUGCCAAAACUAUAUUGAUUCACAGAUGACUCCAAGAGCACAACAAUAACAUUUUUUCACCCAUAAAUGUAAAUGUAGUAAAACUCAUCAAAUAUACCAGUCUUAUAAUUUUGUACCCCCAACACAUGUUUUGUCUACAAAAGACUCAUCAGUAGACAACAUAACCAGAAGGGAUGAAUAUUAAACUAUUUAUCAUUCUCACAAUAAAUUAUUUGACCUUAAGAACAGAAGAUUUUAUUAUUUUUAAGUAAGUUUAUUUAUACUAUUUAAAAUAUCAGCCAAUAAACAUAGGAACAAAUGAUUGGAUGAAUUUUUACAUAUAUAUUGAAUGUUGAAGACGUUUACUUCAUAAUUCUGAAGAUUGUUAUGAAUAAAAGGAGGCAAGGUGGAACUUUUAUUUUCAGUUAAAUUUUCAAGACUAUAUUUAUGUAUAAAACUAUUCGUAUUUAUUGUCUUUUACAUUUAACCUGCAUUAGUACUAUUCACCUGGUUAAGAAACGUUUUAUGCAGCAUGAACAAUUUAAGUCUUUGACUUAUAGUGUAUUAGGUAUUAUCAAUUUCAUUUUGUGUCAAAAAAAAUACAUUGCAAGAAAUUACCUAAAUUUUGACCUGCAAGCAAAUUAGUUUUUUCAAUUGAUAAGAAAUUAGUCCUUACAUUAAGAACAAUUAUAGUAGCAAUGCUAUACUUUAAUAUGAUCCUUAAUAAGAAAAGUAUAGAUACUGUCAUCUGUACAUCUGUGAUUUUUUUCUGAUUAGACCUCUUGAGAACACUGGUAUCUUAUUGAUUGAAUAUCUUGUUAAGUUUGAAUUUGGUUUUUUUAAAAUCUUGAAUCUCGAUUUUUAAGAUAUGCAAAUUAUUUCCAAAUAAAUGAGAAGUACCAGAUUAAAGGCACAAUUGGAAUAUCUUGCAUGUAUUUCAUCAUUUCAUUCACUAAAGUAUAAUAUAAUUAUGAAUUUUUCCUUCAUUUAGAGUACAAAGUUGUAUAACAAAAUUUAUGCAAGGUAUAGCAAGAACGUUUUAGUGGAAUUGGUACAAGACUGCAGGAGAUUAUCCGAUAUGGUGAAGAUCAUUUUCUGAACUUCAAACUGUGAUGAACUGUUAUAUAAUUAAUUUUGUAGAAUACGUUUUAAUUUUAUUUUGAAUUAAGACAAAUACAUUAAAAAUUGGAUAAU